This is a messenger RNA of Ruditapes philippinarum (Manila clam), 1274 nucleotides long. RefSeq names its product organic solute transporter subunit alpha-like. Gene Ontology annotation, molecular function: transporter activity. Bases 173 to 1165 code for a protein of 330 amino acids. Gene Ontology annotation, biological process: transport. The transcript is spliced from 7 exons. The record is from RefSeq and is a predicted model, not a curated record. Lineage: Eukaryota; Metazoa; Mollusca; Bivalvia; Venerida; Veneridae.
UAUGAUCUAUACGAUGUACAUGAGGUAAAAGUUUAUAAAAUUAAACCAUGCUGAUAAAUAUAUGAAUGGACAUUAGUAGUUUAAACGUUGGUGUGGGUGAAUUUGAUGGUGUGGAAGAUGAUAUAAGUAAAUUUGUAUGAGAGUUUUAUCGUAAUCAACUAAUUUGGGGAAAAUGAGCAACUGUUCGGAUGAUUUCCCGACGACGGAUGUAUUUUAUGACGACAUAUCAGGUGAUACAGUCCUCAUCGUAUUCCUAGUCUUAGCUUGCGUAUUGGCCGUGGCGUGUUUGGCAAUUUACAUUGAAGAGCUAUUCUUCAUUCGGAACCACUACGCAAAUGGCGAUUCACGUGCAUGGAAGAUAGGCGUUCUACUCGGACUUUAUCCUGCAAUCUGCAUUUUCUCCUUGAUAGCACUGUUGGUACCGACAAGCUCCGUGUUGAUGGCUCUUGUGGCAUCCUGUUACCUCUCAUUCAGUAUUUACAUUUUUAUCAUGAUGACGAUCGAAUGUUAUGGCGGACCGGACAAAAUGGUUGAAACGUUAGCAGACGACAAAGUGAACCUUAACACUCCACCAUGUUGUUGUUGUAUGUGCUGUAUACUCAAACCAAUAACCCUCACACGCAAGUCUUUAAAGAUUAUCGAAGGGCUGGCAAUGCAGGUCAUGUUUGUGCGACCAUUGCUGUUGGUGAUAGCGGCUGUGAUGUGGACAGAUGGUAGAUAUAACAAUGAAAUAAGUGCCGAUGAGCCGUACGUUUACCUCAAUGUGGUGUCUGCAGUAAGCACUUUAUUGUCAAUGUAUGGUUUAAUCGUGAUAUUUCGGGCGUCUCGAGUGCAUCUAAAACACUACCAUCUCAGACUAAAAUUUGUACCACUCCAGCUGGCCAUCCUCUUCGUCAAUCUGCAGAGAACUAUUUUUAGCUUACUUGCGGACAGGGAUAUACCAGAAUGCAAAGGAACAAGAGGGUCCCGCGUUAGGGGUGAUAGUAUUCACAACGGGCUUCUCGUGGUUGAGAUGUUUCUGUUCUGUCUCUUGGCAAGGAAGGGUUACAGGACAGAGACACCUGACAGCGACGAAAGGAUUGACAAUUGUUCUACUAGUUAUACCAACGAGAUAGGAUCAACUCAAAUAGACAACUACGGUUCAAAUUCUAACCAAACUGUUUAAAGAGGACUGAUAUCAUAAUUUGCUUGCAGCUUAUUCGGUUUUUGUUGGGGUAUUUUAAUGUUUGUCUUUUAUACUACUCUUGAGGUACCUCCCAUUUGACAAAUUUCAC